AUGACAGCUCAUACGAAGAAGGCUCUUGGGGUGUCCAGCCCGUCCAGCGUCAAUAAGUCGGUGCCCAUCGGACAGGUCAAGACCACCGCCGCUGUUCGAUCUGCUGUCCCUGCCCGGCCUGCUCCCACUGCUGCGCGAGUCCCAGCCGCCUCCCCAGUCAUGCCAAAGACUGCGACUUCCCAGCCCAAGACAAAGCCUGCUGUUUCUGCUGCUCCAGUCAAGGCCUCUCCUCAACCUCCUGCCGUUACUCAAACCCAGAGUCCCACGCCCCGAAAGAAGAAGUACGCCCCUGAAGCUCACAUCCCAACCUCAAACUUCACCAAACAGCUCUCCAACACCGUUGGAGGUGUGGCUCAGGGUGUAGGGAGAACCGUCGGCGGCGUGGGUCAAGGCGUGGGGAGAACUGUCGGGGGAGUCACGCAAGGAGUUGGGCAGACAGCGUCCGGCCUGACCACUGAUGCACUUGACACCCUGAACCGCACUACCAACUCGCUCGGUCGGGGUGAUCUCUAUGGCACUGUCGGGGGAGUUGCAGGCGGUGUCGGGAAUACUGUCGGGAACACUACCAAGAACCUUGGUGGUGCUGUCGGAGGAGUUACGAGAGGGUUGGGGGAUACUGUCAAUCAGACUACGGACGGGCUAGGGAAUGCGAUCGGGGGACCUGUUGGUGGGUUGACGAAAGGGGUUGGGGGUGCUGUUGGGGGGGUUACGAGGGGGGUGGGGGAUACGGUUGGGGGUGUUACGAGGGGAUUGGGCAAUACAGUUGGGAAUACUACUGGUGCUUUGGGGAGAGGAGACUUGGGAGGUGUGGUUGGGGGUUUGGUUGGUGGGUUGGGGGAGACAGUUGGGGAGGUUGGAAAGGGGGUGGGAGGGAUUUUGAGUCCAGUAUUGGGGGGUGUUCUGGGGGGUGGGAAGUAG
Molecule: messenger RNA, 918 nt
Organism: Podospora anserina S mat+
Lineage: Eukaryota; Fungi; Ascomycota; Sordariomycetes; Sordariales; Podosporaceae
Exons: 1
Coding region: 1-918 (305 amino acids)
Source: RefSeq, a predicted model, not a curated record